This is a messenger RNA of Rhodamnia argentea, 2458 nucleotides long. RefSeq names its product FCS-Like Zinc finger 8-like. The record is from RefSeq and is a predicted model, not a curated record. Lineage: Eukaryota; Viridiplantae; Streptophyta; Magnoliopsida; Myrtales; Myrtaceae. The coding region runs from base 1112 to 2068 and encodes 318 amino acids. The transcript has 3 exons.
UUUUAUAACAUCCAUCCACGAGCCACUCUCCAUCUUCUCUCUACCUGGCUUUCUCUGCACCAAAUUCCUCCCUGGAGGUUUUCCCGGGAAAACUCCAGUCGUGGGCUUGGGUUUCCGAGAUGAAAUAGAACAGACACUGCCCACUAGAGAGAGAGAGAGAGAGAGAGAGAGAGACAGAGAGAGAGAGAGGGGUCUUCUGCAACUGCAAGUAUCCCACCAGAGAGUUAAAAAAGGGAUAAAGAAAAGAAGAAGAUUCUUUGUGAGUACGUGAGAUAGAGAGAGAGAGAGACAGAGCGCACCUGGUUCAUUAGCGAUUUUAGUCUGCAUUAACUCUUGAUCGGAGAGUGCUUUGUCUGCAUCUUAGGCUUCGAGACUUGUUCAUGAUGGAAACCAUUUUCCUUGUUUGUAUUUUGGGGGAGUGAGGGACCGAAAUAGAUAUAUUUUUCCCAAAGAGAGAGAGAGAGAGAGAGGGGGAAAACGACGAAACACAUCAAAGGGGAAACAGAGAAAGGCUGAACCAAAGGAGGGGGCUAAAAUACACAACUUUCUUUGGUUCUGCUGUCUGAUAAUUGAUGAUGACUCCUGCGUGUCUCUCUCUGCAUGUCCGUUCUGGGAGCAGUUGGAUUCUUCCUCUUUCAUGAGAAAUCUGAGCUAGAAACACUUGUGGGGAGGAAAUAGAGCGAGAAAACCGGGGAAAAAGUUGGAGCCUUUGCGCCAUCUCGAGCUUCCAUUUCUCUUGGGGUAUGCUCUGUUUCUGGAGAUGGAGGUUGGAGAAAUCUAGCAGAGUGAGAGAGACAGAGAGAGAAGAACUUCAACUUCAUGGGUUCUUCCUUGCGUGAUUUUCAUGAUUCUCCGGCGCUAAAAAAAUGGCCUCUUUGACUGUACUAUUGCUAUCCCCUCUCGUCCUUCAUUCUCUGACACUAAACUUCGAAAAGAAAAAAGCCAUAAACUUUCUGCAAUUUGGUGGAGCAUAAAGGCGAUCCUGCUUGUGCCCAUUUGAAUUCACGGCUGUUCUUGCCUGAGAACUAAAAAUCUUUUCAGAUUGAGCUGUUGUUGAGGCCGCAUACAUAGAGAGAACAGUUUUUUUUUUCCCUUAGCAAGAAGCUUUUUAAUGGCAGAAUUUGGUUCUUUCUCCUUACCAUCUCCCAAAAAUAAUUACAAGAAAGUCAUUGGAUCGUCUUUUUUCAGCUUGCCUAGACUGUUCACUAGCUUCACUGUGAAGGGAUUCUCUGAAAUCGACUCUGUGAUUAGCCCCACUUCAAUUCUUGACACCAAACCAUUCUCAUUCUCGACAAUCAGAAACUCCUUCUGGUCUGAUAACACCAGCAGUUCGUCUUCUUCACCCAGAAACACAGACACAGAGCACAAGCGCUCUCACUGGGAAAAGAAGAAGAUAGAGUCAGUGGGAAUUGGCUUAGGCAUUGUUGAUGCUCUGAAAGAUGAGAGCUUUGACCCGAAGCAACCGAAACCCGAGACCCGGCCUGUCGUCUUCUUCGGAUCGAAGCUCAAAAUCCAAGUCCCUCCCCUGCCAUUCUCUGUCCCUCCGAACCCCGAGUCCGCAAGCCCGAGGUCUCCACCCAAUUUCGGGAUCAAAUCAAGGAAUUCCCAACUAGGUUUCGCAUCACCUCGCCUUUCGCGGUCCCUGGAUACGACAUCCCGUUCCGGGUCGUCCUCCAAUUCACACGGCCUCGGAGUGCCGGCCUCGCCCCGGGUUUUGAGUGCCAGCAAGAUGGAGCUUUCAGAGGACUACACUUGUGUGAUCACCCACGGCCCGAACCCGAAGACAACACAUAUAUUUGACGAUUGCAUUGUUGAGAGUUGCUGUGGUGAUUUCGGGUUUGCCUCUGAUAUGAAGGAGAACGGGUUCUUGAGUGAUGAACAUAGUGGUUCUUUGUCACAGAGUUUUCUUAGCAUCUGCUGUACAUGCAAGAAGAAUCUUGGGCAGGGAAGUGACAUUUACAUGUACAGGGGAGAGAAAGCUUUCUGCAGUGGAGAGUGCCGGUACCAGGAGAUUCUCUUGGAAGAGAGAAUGGGAAGAUCAGAACCAGAUGAAUAUGGCUUUUCUUGAUAACAAAUAAUCAUCACUUUGCUUCAAGGUAGUCUUGAACGUACCAGCUUCACAAGGAUGUAUUCAUCAUUCUUACAUAAAUCUUUAGAGGCAGAGAUGGAGACUGAACUUUCUAUUGUAUGAAAUGGGUUGAGCUUGGGUUUCUUGAUAUCUUAGGCUGCUCUGCUACUGCUGCUCCUCUCAGCAAUCCUUUUUGUUUUCUUUUUCUAUUUCUCUCUCUCUCAUAAUGUUUCUUGUAUAAUCGAUUUCAAUGAAGUGGUAAUUUAGGAGAUUUACUAAUCUGGUGCCUUGGUCCAAAAAGGUUUUCUUGUUUGCAAAGUGGUGCUCAUAAUGAUGAUAGGAUGACUGAAAUGAUGCCCAUUAUCUUCCCCAAAUUAAUAUAUUGGUGCA